AUGCAAGAUAAAAGAAGUGAUUCUUCUUCUAUUCUUAGAUAUGUUCGUGAUGAUGUAGAAUUCCUUGGUGCACUAGUACCAAGGGUAACAAUCAACUCACUAGUCAUUAGAGAUGAUAAACAACAGCAGCCAACAAUAGAAACAGUAUCAUCGAUCAUUAGAGGAGUAUAUAAUAUUCCUAGAAGAAGAUACCAUCAUUUAUCAAUCGAUUUGCCAUGUAUUGAUAACAAUCAACUAUCAACUAUUGUCAUGUUGUCUGCCAAAGUUGAUGAUUUGGAUACAUUUAAAUUGCUUCUAUCAACCUUUACACAAUCAUUUAUUCAACACUUGCAUUACUCCAACGACAACUCCUUCUUUACCCAACUCAAUACGAAUCGCACCGUACAUGAGUCAUUAUCGGCAUACCUUGAAUACAUUGAUUGGUAUAUUCAAUCACUUAUCGCCAGUCAUGCCAAUGUUGAUAUAUGGAUUGCAUUGACUGAUUGUAUCAGUACCCAUUGUACAGUAAAUGUAAUCAAACAAAAUCGAGGAGGAGGAGGAGGAGGAGGAGGUAUAUUCAACUGGGUAACCUCAUCCAUUCUCAAUUACUUGAUGGGAAAUAAUAACAAUGAUAAUAAUAAUAAUAAUAAUAAUAAUGAUAAUACUACCUCAUCCUCUACACCUACAUCUAUACCACCAGAAAAACAAUCAAUUAUAGAAAUAGACCUACUCGAUCAUGUAUUGGAUAAUGACAUUGGAAUGGAAAAGUUAAAUCAAUAUUAUAUAAAGACCAAAUUGGAAUUAGAAAGUAAUUCUUCUAGCACACUGUCUUGUUGGAUGAAUGAUAGUCCUGAAUACGAGCAACUUGAACACCACCAUCAUCAUGACAACCAAAAAAUAAUAAGAGAAACAAUCAUUCAUUUAUUUAACAAAAUAUCUAGUAAUAGUAAUAGUGAUAAUCAAUCAACCAACCUAUUCAACCUAUUAUUUACCACCACUGGUAGAAAGAGUUGUAAACAAUGUAUUACUAGUAAUAUUGAUCUCUUCAUCUCCCUCUGUAAAAUGAAUCCAACCAUUGGUUUACAAUAUUAUUUUCUUUAUUGUCCAUUAAAAAAUUGUAUUAAUCAAGAUGAAAAAGAGGAAUACCUCCAACAACAAGUCCAACUUCAUUAUCAUGCAUUAUCAACUUUAAUAGAAUGCUACAACACAAAUAAUUAUAAUCAAUAUCCAAAAUUAAUAAUAGAUAUUAAAACAAUUCAUUCAACUAUUGGAUCACUCUUUGACAAGAACAAUCCUUCAUUCCUUCCUCCUCCUCCUCCUCAUUUAGCAACAAUAUAUUAUUUAUUUUUAAUAUUUGAAUUCAAUUAUCAAUAUUUAUUAAAAUUGGAAAUGGAUAAAAGAGAAAUCAAUCAUCAUAUGAAUGGAUCAAAACUAAAAGAAAAAUCAUAUAAAUUAUUAAUUAAGCAUGCCAAUCAUCAUUACAAUAAUGAUACCAACCAUUUUAAAAAUAAUCAUCAACAGUUUAUAGAUUAUUUAUUAAAUCGAUGUACGUUGGAAAAUAUUAGUAAAUAUGGUAAUUUAAAAUUGGUGCAAGCGUCAUGUAAUGAACAAUUAAAACAACAACAAAAAUAUAAUGUUGUUAGUUUGGCCAACAAGGAUUUAAAGGUAUUGGAAUAUGUGGUGGACAAGUUGUCCAUCAAACCAUACAAUCAAAAAUUAACAUUUAAUACAAUCAAGUUGAUAGAAAGAUUGGAUAAAAUGGUUGACAAUGAAGAGUGGCGUCAUCUAGAGAUGGUGGUCAAUAACUUUGACCGACCCUAUGACAUUAAAUACACAACGUUGCAAAAGUUGAUGAACAAGUGUCAAUUUGGUAUUGUAGAUAAAAUAUAUGAUUCACAACAUAAUAUUAGAUUUGUUGAACCUCUUUUAGCGAUGACGGUAACGGUAACAAGUGUCAAGAUGGCAUCGUAUUUUAACAAUAGUAUAAUUGUGCCUGGUAAAUUUAUUGGUGACGAGCAAGAUAAAAAGGAUUUGGUCGGUUACUUUUUGGAUGGUGAUGAAACGUUUUUCUAUGGAAAUACCAGCGAUCUUUUCCAACAAAUGACAAAAAAUGCUAUUAUGUAUAACGAUAUUCCUAUGAUUAAAUAUCUUUAUCAACUAUCGGGAGCUAAUGGUAAAAAGUUUCCACAGUUGAAUCUGGAUAUCAUUGUUAAACAAUUGAAUGUAGAAUUAUUACAAUUGAUCAUUUCUUUGGAUAUGGAUAUACAAAUCAAUAGCAAAGAGGCAUGUAUCUUGAUUGAUAAUAAUAAUAAUAAUAGUAAUAAUCUUAUUAUUAUUGGUCAACGACAUUAA
This is a messenger RNA of Cavenderia fasciculata, 2331 nucleotides long. RefSeq lists its product as uncharacterized. NCBI's taxonomy places the organism in Eukaryota, Evosea, Eumycetozoa, Acytosteliales, Cavenderiaceae. The transcript is spliced from 5 exons. The coding region runs from base 1 to 2331 and encodes 776 amino acids. The record is from RefSeq and is a predicted model, not a curated record.